ACUUUGAUUGUACAAAAGCAGAUUCAUCUCAAUUCUUACACAAUACACACAGUCAAAUGUGUUUAGUUUGAUUAGCUAAACUCUUCUUUUGUGUUUUGUUAAAACAAAGUGCACCAUACUUGUCUGGAUUAUUCAACUUAAACACUUAAACACCACGCUUGCACACAAAAACACACACACACACAGAGUGUAUGAUUAGAAGUCUUGUCAUUUUAUAAUCCAUUCAAACCCUGGAAACCCCAUUUGGGAAUUUGCAUUGGAAUGUGAGCUCUGUGCAUCUUUUGAUAACUGCAGUAAGCCAUGCUUGUUCCAUGAUGAUUUUGCAAAAGUGGUUCUGAAAAAUUCUCCAAGUCUUUUGAUAAAGCUGUGGCAGCUGCCCAUGUGUCUGGGAUAAAUAUAUUUUAUUGGGUGUUUGUCUUUUAGUUUGGAUAUGAAUUUGAAGAGGGGGAAGAAGAGACAGUGGAAGGGUUGAAUUUUUGGUGUUAGUGAUGGGCUUGAAAUUGCAGGGUCAUCAUAUGUUGGCUGUGAAGUUGAAUGAUCAAUCUGGGACUAAAAGAAAGUAUACUUUUAUUAAUAGGGUAUGGCUCCCUAAAAUUCUGUGGCUUUGGAUUUUAUCAACUAUUUUUGUCAGUAGAGUGAUUUAUAAUAGGAUGAAUGCUGAUAAUAAGGAGAGGAGGGAUGAAGUGCUUGUGAGUAUGUGUGAUCAGAGGGCUAGAAUGUUACAAGACCAGUUCAGUGUUAGUGUUAAUCAUGUUCAUGCUCUUGCGGUUUUGGUAUCGACUUUUCAUUAUUACAAGAACCCAUCAGCAAUUGAUCAGGAAACUUUUGCUGAGUACACAGCUAGGACAGCUUUUGAGAGGCCAUUGUUGAGUGGUGUAGCAUAUGCUCAGAGGGUUGUGGAUUCAGAAAGGGAACAAUUUGAAAAGCUACAUGGGUGGACGAUAAGAACAAUGGAGAGAGAGCCUUCACCUAUUCGAGAUGAGUAUGCGCCUGUUAUAUUCUCUCAAGAAACUGUUUCGUACAUUGAAUCUCUUGAUAUGAUGUCGGGAGAGGAGGACCGUGAAAACAUAUUGAGGGCUAGAGCUACUGGAAAAGCAGUUCUUACUAGCCCCUUUCGACUGCUCGGUUCUCAUCAUCUUGGGGUUGUACUGACAUUUCCAGUCUACAAAUUCAAGCUUGGCUCGAAUCCGUCCUUGGCACAACGAAUCGAAGCCACUGCUGGAUACAUUGGAGGAGCCUUUGAUGUUGAGUCCCUGGUGGAAAAUCUACUUGGGCAGCUUGCUGGGAACCAGGCAAUUGUUGUGAAUGUAUAUGAUAUAACCAACUCCUCUGACCCCCUAAUCAUGUAUGGGCAUGAAAAUCAAGAUAGUGACAUUUCCCUCGAGCGUGUAAGCAUGCUCAACUUUGGGGAUCCAUAUCGAAAACAUCAAAUGACCUGUCGGUAUCUUAAGAAGGCACCAACACCAUGGACAGCAAUCACCACUGCGUUCCUGUUCUUUGUGAUUGGUCUAUUGGUUGGCUACAUGACAUAUGGUGGAGCAAUUCAUAUUGUUAAAGUGGAGGAUGAUUUCCAUGAAAUGCAACUACUGAAAGUUCGAGCAGAAGCUGCUGACGUUGCUAAAUCACAGUUUCUAGCUACCCUUUCCCAUGAGAUUAGAACUCCGAUGAAUGGCAUUCUUGGGAUGCUUGCCUUGCUUCUUGAUACGGAUUUAAGCUCAACCCAAAGGGAUUAUGGUCAAACUGCUCAGGCUUGUGGAAAGGCGCUGAUAACUUUAAUUAAUGAAGUCCUUGAUAGGGCCAAAAUUGAAGCCGGAAAGUUAGAGCUAGAGGCAGUCCCAUUUGACAUCCGCUCCAUAUUAGAUGAUGUCCUUUCUCUAUUCUCUGAGAAGUCCAGGCACAAGGGUAUCGAGUUGGCCGUGUUUGUAUCUGACAAAGUUCCAGAAAUGGUUAUGGGGGAUCCUGGAAGAUUCAGGCAGGUUAUUACAAAUCUUGUGGGCAAUUCUGUCAAGUUUACAGAACAAGGACAUGUUCUUGUUCAAGUCCAUCUUGCUAAUCAUGCAGAAACUUUAAUGAAGACAAAAGCUGACAGCUUCAUUAAUGGAGAUUCUGAAGGUGUAGUUUUAUCAGGUGGGAAUCGGUUUAGUACUCUAAGUGGUCGUGAAGUGGCUGAAGAUAUGCAUAGUUGGAAAACCUUCAAGAAUUUGAUUCUUGAUGAAGAGUCCCAGUACUUAGACAGUCAAAGAGCAAGUACCGCAGAUGAAGCAUUUCAGAAUGUCAAACUGAUGGUAUCCGUCGAGGAUACAGGAAUUGGGAUCCCCUUAGGUGCACAAGAACGCGUAUUCACACCGUUCAUGCAGGCAGAUAGUUCAACUUCUAGAAAUUAUGGGGGUACUGGUAUUGGAUUGAGCAUUAGCAAGUGCCUGGUUGAGUUGAUGGGUGGUCGGAUUAAUUUUAUUAGUCACCCUCAGAUCGGAAGUACAUUUUCAUUUACUGCCAGCUUUAGAAGGUGCCAGAAAAAUGCAAAUGGUGAUAUGAUAAAACCUCACUCCGCUGAUUUACCUGUGGCAUUCAAAGGACUGAAAGCAAUUUUAGUGGAUGAAAAAAAAAUUAGAGCUACUAUAACAAGAUACCAAUUAAAAAGACUUGGUAUACUGGUUGAAGUUGUAAAUAACAUUAGGACCGUACUCUCCAACUCUGGCAGCAAAAAUGGUUCUGUAGGAUCAAACAGUGAUUGGCAGCCAGAUAUGAUUCUCAUUGAGAAGGAUUCAUGGUUAUCCGGUGAGAAUGAUUGCUUUGAUAUACGACUUUUGGAAUGGAAACAACAUGGCCAUAUGGUUAAUCUGCCCAAGAUAAUCCUUCUUGCAACUAAUAUCACUAGCACUGAGUUUGAGAAAGCAAAAGCAGCAGGUUUUGCAGAUACUGUGAUCAUGAAACCUUUAAGAGCAACCAUGGUGGCGGCAUGCCUUCAACAAGUAAUGGGAACGGAAAAGAAAGCACAGCAUGAGAGAGACAUGAUAAAUGCAUCUGCUUUUCUUCGUAGCUUGCUUUGUGGCAAGAAGAUACUGGUGGUUGAUGACAUUAGGGUAAACCGCAGAGUUGCUGCUGGCGCACUCAAAAAGUUUGGAGCUAGUGUGGAAUGUGCCGAGAGUGGGAAAGAUGCCCUCGCAUUGCUUCAGCUACCACACAAUUUUGACGCAUGCUUCAUGGAUAUUCAAAUGCCUGAAAUGGAUGGUUUUGAGGCAACUCGUCUUAUCCGAAUGUUGGAGAGCAAGGCAAAUGAGCAGAUAAAUGGAGGAAACGAUGUUGAAGGAACUGCAAAAGGGGGGAAGUGGCAUUUGCCAAUAUUAGCUAUGACAGCCGAUGUCAUCCAUGCCACUUACGAAGAGUGCCUGAAAUGUGGAAUGGACGGUUACGUUUCAAAGCCCUUUGAUGAGAAGAGUCUGUAUCAGGCUGUUGCAAAAUUCUUUGAACCCAGGUCCACUGCAGACUCAUAGAAAACCUCUGUUAUAUUGUAAAAUGCUUUAUGAAAAUUGGAUGGCUUGACCUGUACCACCCUGCAGUCCUUCACAUACUCUGCUGCUGGUUCUUUUAGCUCAAAGUGUGUGCCGAUGCUCGCAGAAUUUGCUGGGAUGAGUUCAUGAUUGGGGAGGCAGUGUUUGAAUUCUAACCACUGACAACAUCUAACUUGUUUUUCUUGAUUGCAGGUCAAUGUAUACAAUGUUAAGAUGUACAACUCAGCUGUUUGUAUUAGUGUAUAGCUCUUUAGUGGUUAUGACGCUUUUAGUUUAUCGACCCAUGUAACACUAUUAGUAUAUAGUAAUUCAUAUCAAGCACUCUUUAAAUCCUAAUCAAAAGAAGCAUCGUUUAUGGAGA
Molecule: messenger RNA, 3873 nt
Organism: Daucus carota subsp. sativus
Lineage: Eukaryota; Viridiplantae; Streptophyta; Magnoliopsida; Apiales; Apiaceae
Product: histidine kinase 4
Exons: 12
Coding region: 489-3494 (1001 amino acids)
Biological process (GO): phosphorylation; phosphorelay signal transduction system
Molecular function (GO): phosphorelay sensor kinase activity
Source: RefSeq, a predicted model, not a curated record